AUGGGUCUUGUUGGAACCAUCCCACCAGAAAUCGGAAAUAUUUCUUCUCUCGUUUCUUUAGACAUGAGCGACAAUUCUUUUCAUGGUCCUCUUCCCGUGUCUAUCUUUAACAUGUCAAAUUUAGAAGUCUUGAGUUUGAGGAAUAAUAGUUUGUCUAGUAGUCUACCUCUUGAUAUGUGCAUACACAAUCUUGAUCGACUCAAGAUUCUUCGUAUUUCUUACAACAAGAUGUAUGGGAAUUUACCAUCGAGUUUGGAGCAGUGUUCGCAGCUCGAGUAUCUUUCUUUGUACAACAACAAAUUUGAUGGAAUAGUGCCAAGGGAACUUGGGAACUUGACCAAGCUUCAAACGUUGUACAUUGAUGCAAAUAAGUUGACAGGUAACUUGAUCUUAUCUCCAUGGACUAUAGUCAAAUAA
Messenger RNA from Salvia hispanica, 417 nucleotides. Lineage: Eukaryota; Viridiplantae; Streptophyta; Magnoliopsida; Lamiales; Lamiaceae. The record is from RefSeq and is a predicted model, not a curated record.